AUGACGAGCCUCAAGUUAUCACUGGCCCCACCGGCUCUGGUGCGGCUUCACGAUGCACUGAUAUGCCUGGCGAAGUUUAGUGACACCGUCGCCAUCGAGGCGGAAAAUGACCUACUCCGGUUGAGCGCCCUUAACACUACCAAAACAGCCUUCGCUUCUUUCGUGUGCGAAAAGGAUGCAUUCUUUGAGUCGUACGAGUUCAGCAUAAAUCGAAGUAAUCGGACCUCAUUCCAAAGUCAGGGUGGCGAUCGAUUUGACUGUCAGAUAUUACUUAAGGCCUUGCUUUCCGUCUUCCGUGGGAGGGUCGAUCGCAACAAAGACACAGCUGUAGAACGCUGUGAAAUGGAGCUGCAUGAAGAUCCCCUACAGACUGAGUGUCGGCUGACUAUCAAGAUGAUUUGUGGACUUGAUGUGAUCAAAUCAUACAAACUGAUUUAUGAGCCUGCUUCGAUUCAACAUGCAGUGUUUGAUCGGCGAAAUGCAACUAAUCAGUGGAUCGCAGAUCCGCGGUUCUUAAAGCAAAUUGUUGAACAUUUCAGCCCAUCAGCAGAGCAGCUAGAUAUUUGUUCUGAUGGCGAGAGAGCUGUUUUCACUAGUUUUACCACCAAGGUCAUGGAAGGAAAGGAGAUUCUAAAAUUCCCGGUGCAUACUUCAGUCGCAACCGACAAGAGAGAUUUUGAAGAGUUUCUCGUCGAAGAUAACAUGCAUAUCGCCAUGAACCUUAAAGACUUCAAGGCAGUGGUUGCUCACGCCGAGACGAGUAGUGCCACGGUCACGGCACGAUACACUCGGCCUUGUAAACCGCUCCAGCUAGCAUAUGGAUUUGAGGGAAUCAAUGCCGAGUUUACGAUCAUGACUCGUGGCGGAUCAGACGGCGAAGAUGUACCUACUUCGACACGGGCUUCACUUCCUCAGCUCUCACGGCAAACACCUGCUCCUGUGGCCACGCCUGCCCCGAUCUCAUUCAGCAGAAGUGAUUCUUUGCGACCAACACCUAACACACAAAUGCCGCCUCCUCUGGUACGAAACAGAUCUAUACGGCCGCUGAAUGGAACUUCAACACAGGAACAUCUAUCCCAGCGACCAACUUCGGAACACCCAUCAAAUCUGACAUCAGCAUCGGCCUCGAUGGACUUCGACAGUCUUUUCGUGCCUCAGGACGAUGACAGACAGUGGGAUGAGAUGAAUGAAGAGGAAGAGCCACAGGACAUCCUUGGGUGGGAUGCAACGGGCGGUCAGGACGCGUUCGAAGGAACACUCCGUGACGCAGAACCAGGUUUCUCAAAUUCUCGGACAUCCCAAGAUCCGACAGCUCAGGACGAUAUGGGUAUCCCACCGACACAACGAAUGUCCCAGGUCCGUGGACUGGGUCUGUUCGACUAA
Penicillium malachiteum is the source of this 1383-nucleotide messenger RNA. RefSeq lists its product as uncharacterized. NCBI's taxonomy places the organism in Eukaryota, Fungi, Ascomycota, Eurotiomycetes, Eurotiales, Aspergillaceae. Gene Ontology annotation, cellular component: checkpoint clamp complex. The record is from RefSeq and is a predicted model, not a curated record. Gene Ontology annotation, biological process: DNA repair; DNA replication checkpoint signaling; cellular response to ionizing radiation. The coding region runs from base 1 to 1383 and encodes 460 amino acids. The transcript is spliced from 6 exons.